CUGUGGCGCCGCUUCGGCUCUUCGGGUCGCGUACGCUCGGUGGGACCUCCUCUCUCGGGCCGGGAGCGGGCGGCUCGCAGGAUGCUGCUUGCCUGGGCGGUGCUGAAGGAGGGGACCUGGGACGUUUCUCGUCCUCUAGUCUCGGUCGCGCGUGGGGCCCCCUUCCCAGCCUUAGCUCGAGCUUGGCGGUCUCAUUCCCUUUCCGGGGAAGGGACUGUCUCUGUGUGUGGGCUCCUCACACUCCUUCCAUCCACUUCGCAGUUGGGGGCUGCGCGUUUCUCCGAGUCCGAGGCUUCUAGAGACCCGAGGGUGUGCGCGCUAGUGCUGCGUGUCGGAUUGGGGCCAGAGCAGCCCCGUGGUGUGGUAGAGGGCUGGUUAGAGUCCCGCGGGACUUGAGCAUUUGCUGCUCAGGGGAGGAGAAAGAGGAGGAGAGGACCAAGAAGAUGAAGAAGGAGCAGCUGGAGAGGAGGGUGGCAAACGGGAGCUGGAGGGGCCCUGAAACCAGAGGGCGUCGUCUUUCCGGAAGGAGGGAGUUCAGCUUGCCUCGCCUCUGUAGGGGAGAGGAGUGAAAGGGUAAUUCCUCUCCUGUAAUUACUUUUGGAUGGAAGUAUGCACUUUUCCCAAUAGAAGAUGGUAAUCUCGGAGAAUGACCAUGGAGAAGGGGAUGAGUUCUGGAGAAGGGGGGCCUUCCAGAUCAUCUCAAGUUUCGGCUAUUAAAAUAACAGCCAAAGAGCUGGAAACAAAGCCGUCUCAUAAAGAGAAGCCAGGAGGCUUUGUGUUGGUGCAUGCAGGUGCAGGUUAUCAUUCUGAAUCCAAAGCCAAGGAAUAUAAACAUGUAUGCAAACGAGCUUGUCAGAAGGCAAUUGAAAAGCUACAGGCUGGUGCUCUUGCAACAGAUGCAGUGACUGCAGCUCUGGUGGAACUGGAGGAUUCUCCUUUUACAAAUGCAGGAAUGGGAUCUAAUCUAAAUCUCUUGGGUGAAAUUGAGUGUGAUGCCAGCAUAAUGGAUGGAAAAUCCUUAAAUUUUGGAGCUGUUGGAGCACUUAGUGGAAUCAAGAACCCAGUCUCUGUUGCGAACAGACUCCUGUGUGAAGGGCAGAAGGGCAAGCUCUCGGCCGGCCGAAUUCCUCCCUGCUUUUUAGUUGGAGAAGGAGCCUACAGAUGGGCAGUAGAUCAUGGAAUACCCUCUUGCCCUCCUAACAUCAUGACCACAAGAUUCAGUUUAGCUGCAUUUAAAAGAAACAAGAGGAAACUAGAGCUGGCAGAAAGGGUGGAAACAGAUUUCAUUCAACUAAAGAAAAGAAGACAAUCAAGUGAAAAGGAGAAUGACUCAGGCACUUUGGACACAGUGGGUGCUGUGGUUGUGGACCACGAAGGGAAUGUUGCUGCUGCUGUCUCCAGUGGAGGCUUGGCCUUGAAACAUCCAGGGAGAGUUGGACAGGCUGCUCUUUAUGGAUGUGGCUGCUGGGCUGAAAAUACUGGAGCUCAUAAUCCCUAUUCCACAGCUGUGAGUACCUCAGGAUGUGGGGAGCAUCUUGUGCGCACCAUACUGGCUAGAGAAUGUUCACAUGCUUUACAAGCUGAAGAUGCUCACCAAGCUCUGUUGGAGACUAUGCAAAACAAGUUUAUCAGUUCACCUUUCCUGGCCAGUGAAGAUGGAGUGCUUGGAGGAGUCAUUGUUCUCCGAUCCUGCAGAUGUUCUGCAGAACCUGACUCCUCCCAAAAUAAGCAGACACUUCUAGUGGAAUUUCUGUGGAGCCACACGACGGAGAGCAUGUGUGUUGGUUAUAUGUCAGCCCAGGAUGGGAAAGCCAAGGCCUGCUCCCUGAGUCCAUUUACUCUGAAGCAUAAACCUUCAACGUUCUGCCAAGAAGCAAGGAAAGGGUUGUUGCAUUGAUGCACACAAUGGAAGAGGAGACUUGAUCGGCUCAAACACGCUAUGGGCAGACUUCCAGCAAAUGCCCUUUUUCACAAUGGGCUUACUCUCACCUUCCUUCUGGAAUUUUCAUUGCUUAUAAACACUGAACAACUCAGCAUUUCUUCAGGGUGAAGCAGCUCUGGCCUCCUGAGUCUGCAAGCAAUUGGCUUUCCCCUUUCUUCAUUCUGCCAAAGUAAUUACCAUUCCUUCAUCCAUUUCUCUCCUUCCAAAAAUUUGUUGAAAGCAUGUAUGGCAAAUUGUCUCUCAAUUCUCUUUGACCUUGUUGAUUAAUUUGUUUUUUAAAAUUCCUUGGCUUUCAUUUUAAUGAGAUUUGGGUAGGAAGAAGAGAUAGUCAUGGUCAAUUCCACUAUUUUUAACUAGAAGUUUCCUUUAGAAAUCUUAAUCUUUAUUGGCGUCUAAACCCCUGCACUUUACUCUUAGGUGAAUCCUUGCUGUUUACUAAGUGAAACAGUAAACAAUCUAGAGAAAUAGUAAAUUUCAGUCUAUUUCUCAUAGCCUAUGUAUACUUAUUUAAAUACAAUUCCAAUAAUCUCGGUUAUUUAGUUUUCUAGUUUUUGGUAGAUUAGAGGCAGAAUUUUAGUGGAAAGUUAGAUCCAAUGUGGCUAGAGUCAGAUAUCCUAAUAGUAUCAAGAAGAAUAGCUGGCAGACCAAAAGGUGAAAGAGAACUUAUAAUAACAAGUUCAAAGAACACAUAAUAUUGCAACAGUUUAUAUUGGUACAAACAGUCCAACACAUUUCAAAAUGCCUUGCUGCGUUACAGUGUAAUACUGAUGCCAGCCUCCUAUCACAAAACCUUCUACGGCUCCCCAGUGUCUGUAGAUAUAAGUUUAAUGUUCUCUCACUGGGCCAUCUGUUGCCAAACAUAUGGUCUGUGGUUCCAGUGAAACACCCUGCUCUAUUUCACACCUAUGAAUUCCCGUUUCAGAACUGUGAAUUUCUUAGCAUGGCACACCCUUUCUUGCCAUCACAAGCCGUCCUUCAAGACCCAUUUGAAUUCCCAUGAUGUUCUCUCUCUCCCUUCUCUUCUGUGUCCCCAUGGUACUCCUUUAGAUUUAUAUAAUAGCACUUGUCAUGUUUUGUGAGGAAUUUUGAACUUACAUGUCUGCCUUACCUCUCCAAUCAGAUCAUAAACACCAGAUAGCAGGGGCCAUUGUAAUGAACCAAAUGUGUUCCCCUAAAACUCAUUUGUUGAAACUCUAAUCCCAAUGUAAUGAUAUUUGGAGGUGGGGCCUUUGGCAGGUAAUUAGGUCACGAGAGUGGAACCCUCAUGAAUGGGAUUAGUGCCCUCAUAAGAAGAGGCCAGAGAGCUAGCUAGCCCUCUUUCCACCAUGUGAAGAUACAAGAAAUUGGCAGUCUGCAAAUCAGGAAGAGGGCCCUCAUCAAGAACCCAACCAUGCUGGCACCCUGAUCUCAGACUUCCAGCCUCCAGAACUGUGAGAAAUAAAUUUCUGAUGUUUGUAAGUCACCCAGACUAUGGUAUAUUUGUUAUAGCAGCCCAAACUGACUAAGACAGCCAUUACUCUUGGCAUAAUGCCUUGCCUGUAAAUGCUCCUGAAUAAAUGUUUGUUGAAUCCAAUUGAAAGCAUGAUAAC
Molecule: messenger RNA, 3531 nt
Organism: Diceros bicornis minor
Lineage: Eukaryota; Metazoa; Chordata; Mammalia; Perissodactyla; Rhinocerotidae
Gene: TASP1
Product: taspase 1
Exons: 14
Coding region: 647-1897 (416 amino acids)
Biological process (GO): protein maturation
Molecular function (GO): threonine-type endopeptidase activity
Source: RefSeq, a predicted model, not a curated record